This is a messenger RNA of Raphanus sativus (radish), 3117 nucleotides long. RefSeq lists its product as uncharacterized. NCBI's taxonomy places the organism in Eukaryota, Viridiplantae, Streptophyta, Magnoliopsida, Brassicales, Brassicaceae. Bases 2085 to 2945 code for a protein of 286 amino acids. The record is from RefSeq and is a predicted model, not a curated record. Gene Ontology annotation, biological process: shoot system development; root development. The transcript has 3 exons.
UAUAAAUAAAAAAAUUCAACUCCAUUUUGGAGUAAUGAGUUGGUUUACUCUAUAUUUAGAAUAAUCAUGUCUAUCACUUCAUUUUGGAGUGAAUUUUGGAAUGGGGUUAGAAAUGCUUUUACUGCAAAAUUGAGUUUGAAGUGGGUUUUGGAGUAAGGUUGGAGAUGUUCUUGAUAACUCAAGAAGCUCACUUUUGCACUAGUGUAAACCGGGUUUGACCUAAUAAGAAAACCGGUUUUGUAUUACCUAAACCUUACGUUAGAACACUAAUGUAAAGUAAAAUUUUAAUCAUUUAACUAUAUUAAAAUUAUACUUUGAAGGAUUAAUUUUGGGUAUAACAAAGUAUUAUGACUUGUUAGUUUCAUCUGUUAGAUGUGACUAUAGAGGGUUUUACAUCCAACCUAAUUUCUGAAUAUUCGAGUGUGAAACUGGUGACUUGCAUGUGGUAGAUUGAUCUACCAUAUAUUAUUAAAUAAUUGGGAUCCACAUUUUAAAAACCAUGGGCAUAAUAAUGUCUAUUACUUUAUAAAUCAAAAUAUAAUAGUAAGACUUGAGUGACAGAUUCAGCAUUCAAUAAUCAUCACAAAUUAAUAGUUUUUUUUUAACCUAGUGGUAUCCCAGGUCGAGACCCAGACUGAUCUCCAAAAGGAAAUGCAGUCCACGGAUGGACCAUUUUUUGGGUUUUCAAAUAGGCCGAAAGCAUGGUCCAUAUCCGUGUGGCCACAAAUUAAAAUAAUGUGAGUGGCAACGGAUUUGAACUCAGGUCUUUUAGGAAUCUGGAACAUUGUGUACCAUUCGACCACUGACUCAUGGUUAACAACUUAAUAGUUUGUAACAGCAUUUUCUAAGUCACACUUUGAUUUAGACACCUCUUUUUCUAGCUAGAUCUUAUCCGAGUGAUAAUUGGUGUAAGAUUCUGAUAAUUUUAGCAAAGAUCAUUGAUAACUUUCUUCUAGCGGCUUCUUAUGCAAUUGAUAAUUGGUGUACGAUUCUUAUAAUUAUAUAGCAAGAUCAUUGGCAAUGACGUGGAACCUUUAUUAUAAAGUACUCUUAAGGUAGUACUAAAAUCAUGUUUUCAGAUAUUUAUAUUAAUAAGAACAGUACAAAACGUGAUAGAAAAUGUAAUAGUUGGUUCUAGACGUCUACCUAGACUGUGACAAAAAUACGAUGGGCUAACCAUACAGGAGUAGUUAAUACUUUUUGAUAUGAAUCUACAAAUUAAACAAAACAUUAUUGGAAGAUUUACUUUUGUUGGUAAAUUUUUCAUUACGUCUCACUUUAUCAAAGAAAUCUCUUAGUUGAACGAGUGCUGUUCUAUUUGGUUUCACUAUAAAAAUAUGAUAUUUUUUUCCUCAAAAACAUGCGUCAUCGUAUAUACGAAUUCAGAUUGUGAAGCGAUAUGAUUGCCAAAUUUGCGACUGAAUUUAACCCCAAAAAUGGGGUCUUUGCAAUGUAGACUUUUAUUUUGAAGAGUAUACACGUCAAAAAGAUCAAUCAGAUAAAAAUAAGUCAAAGCAAUCUUGCAAGCGAAAUAAACUCAAAACCAGUGCCCCUAUAUGGCUAUAUACGUGUCGUAUAAUGUGAGAAGCCAUGCAGAGGAAGUUACUUUAUAAAAACUUUAUUUAUUUUUAUGUAAGAAGUAUAUUCGUAAUAAGCAACCCACAUAAAAUGAUCGGAUAAUAGAGGUGCGUAUAUAAUUUACAGAUGAGGAAGAUCUGGAUCUAGUUACCUACCGAUACAAUAGCAAGACGUCUAUGUUUUUUAAAAAAAAAAAAAUAGUCGAAAAAAGUCAUUGCUAAUGUGGCGAAACCGGAGGCAUCACAUACGAUGACUCAUCAGGCUUUAUCUCUGUGGCCAAAUAAUUUGGCCAAUAUAAUAGCCCGACAGCUUAGAGAGUCACAGAUUUGCCAGUAAUAAUCGGACCAAUCAAAUUUAACAAUUCAAUUAUUGUUGAAGCUUUGUUGGUUGAUGCGUGGCAAAUCUUGUUGUAUAAAUAUGCAUGUGUAGUAGGUCAAGGUUAAUAGAGCAGAUCGAUCAAAGAAGAAAGAGGAAAAAAAAAUCAAAACACAAAAAGGAUAGAAAAAAUGUCGAAUAUGAUCAUCAAAAAUCAACUAAGAUCUAUAAGUUUACCUUCAAGAACUCAUCCUAGCACGACAGGGAUUGAGGAAGCUGUUAGAAAGGUUAAAGCGAUUAACACCACGACGGGUUCGUCAGAAUCAAUCUUGAUGACAUUGGCUGGUUUGGAAGAACUCUAUAAUUGUACGGUGGAGUUUCUGAAAAUGGGUUCUACUCAGCGUGUUAUGUCGUCUGAUGAUGGAUCGGAGUUUAUGGAGGAGAUGCUUGAUGGGUCUUUGAGGCUGAUGGAUACAUGCAGCGUCUCUAGAGAUCUCAUGGUGGAGACUCACGAACAUGUUCGUGGCGUUCAGUCAUGCGUUAGACGCAAGAAAGUAGGCGGAGGAGGAGGAACUGAUCAACUCGAUGUAGCUAUCUCUGGAUAUGUCGGAUUUAGAAAGAACAUGAGAAAAGAAGCUAAGAAGCUUCUUGGAUCCUUGAAGAAAAUCGAUGGAGGGUCGUGUCCAUCGCCGGGGGUAGAUAAUGGCCCACAAGAUGAACAUUGCGUGGCGGUUAUCGAUGCCAUGAGACGAGUAGUUUCCGUUAGUGUCUCGGUGUUGAAGUCGUUCUUGGAGUUCUUGUCGGGACGACAAAGUAACAAAAACAUUAAAAGCAAGCUGGCUUCUGUACUAAAGAAAAAGAAGGAUCAGAAUGAGGAGACCAAGAACGAGUUGGAGAGUUUGGAUUCGGUGAUAUGCCGCUCUCGUGAUGACCUGCAAAAUAAGCUUGAGGAGGUCGAGAUGAGUAUUGAUGGAUUCGAGAAGCAUCUAGAAGGCUUAUUUCGAAGGUUGAUAAGAACACGAGCCUCGCUUCUCAACAUAAUUUUUCAUUAAGUUCUAAAUCAUGAUUCAUGCAUGUAAUGUAACUUUCUUGGGCAAUUCGAAGUUAGAGAAUUUGCCUGAGGGAUACAUUAUAUAUAGACGCAUAGAUAAGAUUUUGUACACGAAUUAAACAUAAAAAUGUAGAGAUAGCCAAAUUUGUAAAAAUAGAUACAAUAUUGUAGUU